Molecule: messenger RNA, 5672 nt
Organism: Psammomys obesus (fat sand rat)
Lineage: Eukaryota; Metazoa; Chordata; Mammalia; Rodentia; Muridae
Product: zinc finger protein 431-like
Exons: 5
Biological process (GO): negative regulation of transcription by RNA polymerase II
Molecular function (GO): DNA-binding transcription repressor activity, RNA polymerase II-specific
Source: RefSeq, a predicted model, not a curated record
UCCCCGUGACGGGGGUCAGGGAAAUGGCCGGGCGGCCUCGGUGCCUCCGAGACCGGAAGUCUCGGAUCUCUGCGGGGCGGAUACGGAAGCGAAGCCCGAAGGAGCGGGACUUCCGCUAGAGGCGCGCUGCUACCCGGAACGGUUUUCUCAGAGAUUAAACCAGAAGAAAAUGAUGUGGUGACCAUUUCUGAGCCCAGCUAUUCCAUAUGGAAUGCAGUGUAUGCAGUGUCCCAUGCCCUCCACAAAAUGCUGUUGAACAAAAUUGAAAUGCGAUCUAAAGAAGACAGAAACAUGGACUGGCUUCUUCCAUGCCAGAAUGCAUUGACCUACAAUGAUGUGCUUGUGAACUUCACUCGAGAAGAGUGGGCUUUGCUGGAUCCUUCCCAGAGGAGUCUCUACCAAGAUGUGAUGCUGGAGACCUACAGGAAUCUCACUGCUAUCGGCUACAAUUGGGAAGAUCAUAAUAUUGAAAAACAUUGUCAGAGUUCUAGAAGACAUGUAAGGUAACUUUCAUGUCAUACUUGUGAGGACCGCUAUGAAUCAAACCAAUAUGGUAACGCUUUUGCACAUAACAGUCAUCUCCUAAGACAUAAAAGGACACAUUUAGGAGAGAAACCUCAUGAAUGUAACCAAUGUGGUAAAGCCUUUGCGUGUAACAGUACUCUUAUAAUACAUAAAAAAACUCACACUGGAGAGAAACGUUAUGAAAGUAACCAAUGUGGCAAAGCCUUUGUAAGUAAUAGUCAUCUCCUAAGACAUAGAAGAACUCACAAUGGAGAAAAACCUUAUGACUGUAACCAGUGUGGUAAAGCCUUUGCAUGUAACCGUGAUUUCCUAAGACAUAAAAGAACUCACACUGGGGAAAAACCCUAUGAAUGUAACCAGUGUGGUAAAGCCUUUGCAUACAACAAUGUUCUUCUAAUACAUAAAAGAAUUCACACUGGAGAAAAACCUUAUGAAUGUUACCAAUGUGGUAAAGCCUUUGCACAGAGGUGUACUCUCCUAUUACAUAACAGAACUCACACUGGAGAGAAACCCUAUGAAUGUAGCCAGUGUGGUAAAGCCUUUGCACAGAGGUGUACUCUCCUAGUACAUAGCAGAACUCAUACUGGAGAAAAACCCUAUGAAUGUAACCAGUGUGGUAAAGCUUUUUCAUAUAACCAUAAUCUCCUACUACAUAAAAGAACUCACACUGGAGAGAAACCCUAUAAAUGUAACCAGUGUGGUAAAGCCUUUGCAUACAACCAUGUUUUCCUAAUACAUAAAAGAGCUCACACGGGAGAGAAACGUUAUGAAUGUAAGCAAUGUGGUAAAGCCUUUGCACAGAACAGUCAUCUCCUAAGACAUAAAAGAACUCACACUGGAGAAAAACCUUAUGAAUGUAACCAAUGUGGUAAAGCCUUUGCAUCUAACAGUGAUCUCCUAAUGCAUAAAAGAACUCACACGGGAGAGAAACGUUAUGAAUGUAAUCAAUGUGGUAAAGCCUUUGCAUGUAACAGUAAUCUCUUAAGACAUAAAAGAAUUCACACUGGAGAAAAACCUUAUAAAUGUAACCAAUGUGGUAAAGCCUUUGCAGAUAACAGUGAUUUCCUAAGACAUAAAGGAACUCAUACUGGAGAAAAACCUUAUGAAUGUAACCAAUGUGGUAAAGCCUUUGCACAAAGGUGUACUCUCCUCGUACAUAACAGAACACACACUGGAGAAAAACCCUAUGAAUGUAACCAGUGUGGUAAAGCCUUUGCAGAUAAUAGUAAUCUCCUAGUACAUGUAAGAACUCACACUGGAGAGAAACCUUAUGAAUGUAAUCAAUGUUGUAAAGCCUUUGCAUAUAAUAGUGCUCUCCUAAGACAUAAAAGAACUCACACUGGAGAGAAACCUUAGGAAUGUAAUGAAUGUAGUAAAGCCUUUGCACGUAACAGUCAUCUCCUACUACAUAAAAGAACACACAGUGGAGAGAAACCUUAUGAAUGCAACCAAUGUCGUAAAGCCUUUUCAUAUAACAACGUUCUCCUAAUACAGAAAAGAAUUUACACUGGAGAGAAACCUUUUGAAGGCACCCAACAUGGUAAAGCCUUUGCACUAAACAGUCUGCUGGUAGUACAUAAAAGAACACACACAGGAGAGAAAUCUUAUGAAUGUACCCAAUGUCAUAAAGUGUAUGCAUUUCUAAAAACGUGACUUACCCUGGAGAAAAAAAAAAUCUUUGUGAAUGUAAUCAGUGUGGCAUCACCUUUGUACAACACAGCCAUCUCCUAAGUAUAAAAAUGUAUGUUGCAGGAAAUCCUUAUGAAUAUAACCAAUGUCAUAAAGGCUUUUCAUGUAAGAGUCAUCUUGAACAAGAACGCCUACUGGAGUGAAACCCUGUGAAUGUAACCAACGUCUCAAAGCCUUUGCAUGCCAUAAUAAUCUCCAUGUACAUAGCAGAGUACACAUUGGAGAGAAACUUUCUGAAUGUAACCAAUGCGAUAAAGCCUUUCGACGUAAUAGUAAUCUCCUAUGACAUAAAGAACACCUACUGAAAGAAGCCUUAUGAAUGUAAUUGAUGUGGUAAAACUUACUCUUCACAAUCAUUUUCAAAUUCAUGAAAGAAUUCAUAUUGGACAGAAAGACUAUGAGUGUAUUUAAUAUGGUGAAGCUAUUCCACAUUUGUGUUGUCUUCAUCAUCAUGAAAGAAUUCCUACUGAAGAGAAACGUUAUAAAUGUGUUAAAAUGGGAGGCCUUUGCCCAUAUCUAUAUUCUUCAUCAUCAUAAAAGUUAAUACUGGAGAGAAAUUCUGAGAAUAUAAGAAAUAUGAUAAGGCCUUUGUAUUCUUCGGUCUGCUUAAUCUAAAAUAACUCAAACACUAGGUUAAUGCAAAUAACAAAAAAAAAUUAUUGUCACUAGUCACUACUGAGUGAUUAGUGCCACAUAACACUCUUGGGAACUGAACUCUUAUACACACCCAACUUUCUGAACCAGAAAGUUACAGAGAUUCUGAGCUUGAAAAUCAUAACAUAUGUGCUGUUUUACAACUAUUUUUUUCAUCAGUCAGGAUUUAGGGAUAUAGGAUUUGUUUAUGUCCUUGAGGGAUAUAAAAUGUAGGUUUUACAGUCCAAAUAAUCAUAUCUGUUUGUUCUUUUGUGGUUAGGAAAAGAUUUUAUGUUUUCCCAAAUAGAAUCUCUUCACUUUGGGACAAUCACUAUGUUAGGGGAAUAAAAGAUAUGUUAUGGAACAGUAAUAUUUUGGGAAUCAAAAAUGAAAGGUUUUCAGCUAUUGGGAAGUGUGCAGCUUUUCUAGGGACUAUGAACUUAAAUUUAGGUUUAUCCUAAAAUUUAGUGGAGGCUGGUAUCUAAAAAGCAAUACAUAGGAAUUAAUUUUUUUAUCAUGUUCCGACAUGCAAAUUAAUCUUGCAUGUUUUGCAUGUCAAAGUUUAUUAAAGAACAGAUAGCAGAGAGAAACUUUACACAUGUAAUCAGUGUGAUAAAGCCUUUUCUUAAUGCAGUUAUCUCCACAUACAUAGAAGAACACAUACUUCAGUAAGACCCUAUGGAUAAGCAAUGUGGUAAAUCAUUUUCAUGGAGUUGUCUUUGAAAUCAGAAGAAAAACUCAUGCUCCAGAGAAACCCUAUAAAUGUAGUCAGUAUGGUAAACUUUUGCACUUCAUGGUACCAUUAUGGAACAGUAAAAGCUUUGGUGUGUGAGCAAUUUCUUAAAGCCCUUGCAUAUCACAGUAGUCUUUGAGAAGCUGAAAGAACUCAUUCUCAAGAAAAUCUGUUAGGAUAAAAGAUUUGUUAAGGUCUUUUACCAACUAACUUGCAUUCAAUUACAGGACAUUAUUUUGGAUGAAAAUUGUAACAAGUGUCAACAUGUAUUCAUGCAUUAUGACAUUCCAUCCUUCUUUUGUUUCCAAAAGUCGAUAUGGAACAAAGGCCUAGAAAUUUAAACUGUAAGAUAACCUUCUUAGAUUUCUCAAUUCUCUUCAAUUACAUGAACUAAAUCAUCCAGUUAUAAAAUUUAUGUGUGUGUAUUAGUGCUAUUUCUGUAACAAAACACAAUGUCUGUCAACUUCCAAAUGUGUUGGUUUUGCCUUAUGGUUCCAGUGGGAUAUGGGAUCUCUAUGAAAUGGGGAUCACAAGUGUCAUACAUGGUGGCUAAAGUAGGAAGCUUGGAGCUCACAUCCAACCUGCAGCAUGAAGCAGAGAGUGGGAAUUACAGAUGCUAUGCAGUUGAAAACUAUCAAGCCCACCCCAAGUAAUAUACUUCCUCCAAGAAUGCUGCAUUUCCUAAACAUUGACAAAUGAUACCACCAACUGAGAAGGAUUCAUUUCUCUGGCCUCAAAGUUAAAUGUUUGAUUUCUAGUAUUACAUGAAGGAAUUCAUGAUGAAGAAAAACUCUGUAGAUAAGCCUGUAGAUGCCUCAACACCUGAGCUACAGGAAUGAAUGAUGAAACAAGUAAAACAUUCACGAGUAAACAUAUAUUAGUUUAAGAAUUUGUUUUAAUUUCCAUUAUGUGAUUUCAGUGUGUCUUUAUGUUCCUGUCCAUUCUGGUUUCCAUGAAGAACAGACCCUUUGAUCUUCUCGAAUGAGGAAUUAUAGAAAGUUUUCAAAAACCUGACCUAGGUCCUGCAAAUGAACUUGACUUAAAUGCAAAGCCAAAUCUCUAGUUCUGUAAAUAUCUUAAAUCUUUAUAUAUCAUCUUGAAGUCAAGAAGUAGAACAGAAUUCAUAGAAGAGAUCAACCAUAUUUGUAUAUAAGAUUUGAUGACUUUGGACAUAAUAAAUGUAUUCAAUUUCAAGAAAAUAAACUUUCGAAUCUGUUUUUACAAUAGCCUUGUAGGAAGUAAAUGAUUUACCAUAUUCACUUUAAUGUAAUGGAGGAGAUCUCCAACUGUGGUUGUGGUCAGUAUUUCAAAACAUGGGAGUACGUAUUGAAGUUUGCUGUAUGUGUAGCAAAUUCAUUCACAGAAGUUUAUUAGAUUGUUCUGAUAUUCUUUCUGUGAUGGCUGUUCAUCUUCUAAUACAUUUCUACUUGGUGAUAGGUAUUUUUCUGCUGCAAUGUAUAGAAUGGUAUCCCCAUCAUCUAUGUGAUCCAUUGCUUAUUUAUAUCAGGCAGUGUGUGAUCAUAGUUUUCAAGGAAGGGUCUCUGAGAAAGCGUGGUGCUUUUUAAAAAUGUUUUCACAAAUUCAGUUAAGAUUGUUUUCAGCCUUGCUUGAAUGUCAGUAACUAGUUAAUGUUAAAAUGCUCAAUAGUAUGCGUAUAUGUAUGAAUGUAUUGUUUAAAGUUCCAUGCUUCUUCAUGUUCCCACAUCAUCUUAUGUCACAUCAUCUUGAAUAACUGCCUUCUAAGAGAAUUAUCUAGAGGUGUUAGAUAAUGUAACAGCAAUGAGAUUUAUGUUAAAAAACAUUGUGUGUGUGUGUGUGUGUGUGUGUGUGUGUGUGUGUGUGUGUGUAAUGGAUCUUGGGUGAUGACAGAUAUAUGAAGAUUGUGUGAUGCUUUUUGAGGUUUAUUUUCAUCAUUGUUAUAUGAUGUUCAAGGUUAUGUUACCAGUUUUAUAUACCACAAACAUUCCCCCACUGAGCUCAUUUGAUACUCAAAUAAACUUAGUUGAAACAGUCCAUCAGUACAAUACUGUCUUCUAUUCAUGUUAUAAACAAAUUGUCGUCUGAGGAUGGAAGAAAAUGAUAUGAUUUGGAU